Molecule: messenger RNA, 792 nt
Organism: Wickerhamiella sorbophila
Lineage: Eukaryota; Fungi; Ascomycota; Dipodascomycetes; Dipodascales; Trichomonascaceae
Product: Lipase 2
Exons: 1
Coding region: 1-792 (263 amino acids)
Molecular function (GO): triacylglycerol lipase activity
Source: RefSeq, a predicted model, not a curated record
AUGGCUCGACGGCAGUUCCUAAUCGACGAGUUCAAAGCUCUUCGCAAGUCGUAUCGGGCGCCAAAGUACCCUAUAUUUCUGUGCCAUGGUCUCUUUGGUUUCGACACGCUGCGAUUUCCUGGCGGCAAGCUCGAUUACUGGUACAACAUACCCGAAACUCUAGAAAAGUAUGGCGCCAAAGUUGAGGUUGGUAGAGUUCCACCGGUUGCCUCAAUUCACGACCGGGCGCAAAUUCUAUACGACAGCAUUUCAGGAAAAGAAGAAUUGCGUAAGGUAAACCUUAUAGCCCACUCCAUGGGAGGCUUAGACGCCCGGUAUCUGAUUGCCAAACUAGCUGCCAAAAGAAUCCAGGUGCUGUCGCUCACGACAAUUUCCACCCCUCACCACGGCACAUCUGCCGCAGACGUGUUUUUUGAUGUCACAUCCAAGCUGCCGACAGCGUUUGGUGCUUUAGCCCAGCUCUCGACGACGUCAAUGGCUGAGUUCAAUAAAAAUGUUCUUGACGACCCGACGGUGAAAUACUUUAGCUACGGCGCCCGGUUUUUCCCCAAUUGGGUCAGUUGGCUGAGAGUCCCGUGGGGUAUAAUCUACAGAAAAGAAGGCGACAACGACGGGCUCGUCAGCUGCAAGUCUGCUGAAUGGGGGGAGUACCAAGGAACGCUCGAUAAUUGUGACCAUUGGGACGUCAUCAACCUCACCCAUUUGAAGCCGCGCGCUCUCAGAAACGCCCAGUUCCACGCUCCGCUUAUGUACCUCCACGUGAUGGACCAGCUAAGUGCUCACGGCUUUUGA